AUGGAGAGCUGUCCAUCUGCCUAUCAUCCAUCCACCCAUCCACCCACCCACCCAUCCACCCAUCCACCCAUCCACCCAUCCACCCAUCCACCCACCCACCUACCCAAAGUGCUCAUUAGACUUGUCCUGGACUACUUUAUCAUGGUAAGCAGUGCACCCACACUGGAGACAUCAUACAAUGAUAGAUCCAAACUGGAGACAUACCAGGAUACAUCCACACUGGAGACAUCAUAUAUGCAGGAGCAAGGCUACAACUGUCAACUAUGCUGCAAGACAUUUUCAUUAAAGAGCAGCCUGGACAGACACAAGCUCAUCCACACGAGAGUUUCACUAUUUAAAUGUCCAGUUUGUAAUAAAGAGCCAAAUCCUUUUGAUGACAUGACAGAAGACUGCCAUGUUUUAAAGAUGAUUUUAAAAUUCAUGUUUCGACAAAUUCUAGGUGUACAACAGGAUAGACACUACAGUCACUUCGGGAAUACCAGAACAUAUCAGCCAAAGACAAGACCCGUCAGACCUCUUAGCAAACCACAACUUAUCAGGGUCGGUGCACCAAUUCCCGAAGGUCAUACGAGACUUGUGAAUGAUGCAGAAGUUGUUGUCAAGCAAAGCUGGUUAGUUUCUGUUCUUGCAUCUGCCAUACCAAAACAGAAACACUACAAUUCCAUGUCAGAAUAUCCAUCCAAGGUUAUAAAGGCACUUAUUGAUGGAAUGUAUGAACCCCAUGAGUUGUAUAAAGAAGGUGGUGUGAACUUCUAUGAGAGACAUCAAGACUUUGCACCUGUCAUUCACGCUCUAAGGGCAUACACUGCUCUGUAUCUAAAACAGCCUUCAACUGUAUUCACAAAAGCAUGGAACGAGAAAGUUCGUGCAAACAGACAAAUCAUGUCGAAAUUCUCAAACCCAGCCAAGUCACCUAAGACUCCACUCUACAAUGGCAAUGACAUCACAGAUGACAUCAUCUGGCCCUUCAAUGACAUCAUCAAUGACAUCAUCUGGCCCUUCUAG
Messenger RNA from Owenia fusiformis, 1005 nucleotides. NCBI's taxonomy places the organism in Eukaryota, Metazoa, Annelida, Polychaeta, Sabellida, Oweniidae. The record is from the annotation of a GenBank genome assembly.